AUGGGCGGUACCUACUCGGAGUACCUGAGCCCCAGCAAGGUCCUGGAGCACUACAAAUACACAAAGGAGACGCCGGACACGCAGGAGAUCCCGUCCCGCCAGGCGGCCCCCACCGUCAUCAUCCUCCUCUGCUGCGCCAUCAUCGCAGUGCCUCGUACCAGCAAGUUCCGCUCAGCCAUGCACCUGUUCCUGGGUAACCUGGCCGCCUCCCAGCUCCUGGCAGGUGUGGCCUUCCUCGCCAACACCUUGCUGUCCAGCCCGGUCACGCUGGGGCUGACGCGCGUGCAGUGGUUCUCCUGCGAGGGCUUGGCCUUCGUCACGCUCUCCGCCUCCGUCUUCAGCCUCCUGGCCAUCGCCAUCGAGCGGCACGUGGCCAUUGCCAAGGUCAAGCUGUACGGCAGCAACAAGAGCUGCCGCCUGCUACUGCUCAUCGCGGCCUCCUGGCUCAUCUCGCUGGCCCUGGGCGGCCUGCCCAUCCUCGGCUGGAACUGCCUGGGCCACCAGGGCUCCUGCUCCACCGUCCUGCCGCUCUACGCCGAACACUACGUGCUCUGCGUGGUCACCAUCUUCUCCGUCAGCCUGUUGGCCAUCGUGGUCCUGUCCAUCCGCAUCUACUGCGUUGUCCGCUCGAGCCACGCCUACAUGGCUGCCCCGCAGACGCUGGCCCUGCUCAAGACGGUCACCAUCGUGCUGGGCGUCUUCACUGCCUGCUGGCUUCGCGCCCUUAGCAUCCUCCUCCGGGACUAUGCCUGCACCGGCCGCUCCUGUCCUGUCCUCUACAAAGCCCACUACUUCUUCACCUUCGCCACCCUCAACUCGCUGCUCAACCCCGUCAUCUACACGUGGCACAGCCGGGACCUGCAGCAGGAGGUGCUGUGGCCCCUCAAGUGCUGGCGGGGGGCGGCGGGGGUGCAGGGACGUCGGGAUGGGACGCCGGGCCACCGCCUCUUGGCCCUGCGCAGCUCCAGCUCCCUGGAGAGGGGCACCCACAUGCCCUCAUUGCCCACUUUUUUGGAAGGCAACACGGGAGUCUGA
Elephantulus edwardii (Cape elephant shrew) is the source of this 1035-nucleotide messenger RNA. Its product is annotated as sphingosine 1-phosphate receptor 2-like. Gene Ontology annotation, biological process: sphingosine-1-phosphate receptor signaling pathway. The coding region runs from base 1 to 1035 and encodes 344 amino acids. The record is from RefSeq and is a predicted model, not a curated record. NCBI's taxonomy places the organism in Eukaryota, Metazoa, Chordata, Mammalia, Macroscelidea, Macroscelididae. Gene Ontology annotation, cellular component: membrane. Gene Ontology annotation, molecular function: sphingosine-1-phosphate receptor activity. The transcript has a single exon.